AUGGUCGCCUCGCUCGUCCGCUCUGCCGCGUCCCGGCGAGUCUCGUCCGCCGUCCGCAACGCCGCCCAGCAGCAACAACGGAGGAGCGCGAGCGGCGGGAUCCACUUCAACGAGCCCAGCGGUCGUCUGUUCGGCGAGAAGCCUCUCAAGCCUGGCCAGAAGCGCGUCAAGGAGGACUGGGAGAACAUUUACUACUACGGCUUCGGCGGCACUUGCCUCCUCACCGCCAUCGGGCUCUACUACAAGCGCGACACCUCAAUCCAGACCUGGGCUCGGGCUGAGGCGAUGAAGAAGAUGGAGGCUGAGGGUACCCUCCCCACGUACGAGCGAUCGUAG
Messenger RNA from Rhodotorula toruloides NP11, 336 nucleotides. Its product is annotated as NADH-ubiquinone oxidoreductase. The record is from RefSeq and is a predicted model, not a curated record. NCBI's taxonomy places the organism in Eukaryota, Fungi, Basidiomycota, Microbotryomycetes, Sporidiobolales, Sporidiobolaceae. The transcript has 5 exons. The coding region runs from base 1 to 336 and encodes 111 amino acids.